UAAGGGGAGGGGGCGUGUCGUGUCGGGGCUGUCCCUGUUAUUUGAAUAUACAGUAGUUCAGCGGGGCUGGAAUCGGAUUGCGUCGGAUGUUUUUUUCGUCUUGUGAGACGAUCGCAGCGGGACGCUGAGCUGUCGGUCGUCGGUAAACGCAGCGGGGCCUACGUUGAACACUUGAAUGAGAUCGCUCAGCUGAAGGAGGCGUUUUUCUCUCUUUAGCUGUGUCUCUCUCUCCGCUGCAGGAACAAACACACGAGUGGAGAGACGCUGCAAAGCCAACCAGGAAUAUGGACUUGCACAUCCUGGACCACAGGCUGCGGGUCACCAGCAUUUCCAAGAACGGGCUGGUGAAUUUCACACACCCCCUGAUUAAACUGAUCUUUCUCCGGAACCGGACACGAUGCAAGUUUUUCAGUCUGACAGAGACGCCAGAGAACUACACUGUGGUCCUUGAUGAGGAAGGAUUCAAAGAGCUGCAGCCCUCCGAGCACCUCCAGGUUGAAAGCUCCAUCUGGCUGCCGCUCAACGUGGUCUCCAACGGCAACGCCUCCAGCAGCUCUCAGGCCGUCGGCGUGACCAAGAUCGCCAAGUCGGUCAUCGCCCCCCUCGCCCAGCAGCACGUCUCCGUCUUCAUGCUCUCCACUUACCAGACCGACUUUAUCCUGGUGAGAGAGAAAGACCUGGCUGUGGUCGUCACCACUCUGGAGGAGGAGUUUAACAUCUACAAAGAGGUGGGAGGAGAGUCUGUCCCUGUGCACUGCCAGGAUGUUUCCAACGGCCUCCAGAAGAACGGCAAAGAAGCCAUCCAUCCCACAGUCCACCCGGUGCUGAUCCCCCAGAACCAGUUCUGCGUCAUGUCUCUGGACCCGGACACGCUGCCGUCCAUCGCCACCACGCUCAUCGACGUCCUCUUUUACUCCAACAGUCCUAAAGAAGACACCCAAUCGUCUCCGAGCCGGGACUGCAUCAAGUUCUUCUCAUUCUCCCUCAUCGAUGGAUACAUCUCACUGGUGAUGGACACUGAGGCUCAGAGACAGUUUCCUGCCGACCUUCUCUUCACCAGCUCCUCCGGGGAGCUGUGGCGGAUGGUUCGUAUCGGGGGACAGCCUCUGGGUUUUGAUGAAUGUGGAAUAGUCGCCCAGAUAUCUCAGCCUCUCGCUGACAGCGACAUCUCUGCCUAUUACAUAAGCACCUUCAGCUUCGACCACGCUCUGGUCCCUGAGGAGGAUAUAGUGAGUGUGACCGGCAUGCUCCAGCAUCAGAGGAAAGAACCGGCCACCAGCUGAUUUCUGAAAUACCGACUGAACCAGACGAUCCCGGCUCCGUGUUUUCUCCCCACGGUUCCAGUGGCGAUGGGGUGGCAGGCCGGCAGGAGGAAGGAGGCUAACUCUGUGCCUAGAUUAGCACUGCAUUGCCAGCAGUAUUAACUACUACAAAUUUGCCAUGAACACCAGAAGCGCUUCUCUUCUGUGUACAUACAGGUUGACUGUGAGGCUUCCUGUCUUGCCUACUCAAGGCAGGAUGCACUGAGUCCCAAGGGGCCCAAAAGCACACACACAUGCACACACAAGAACACACUCGCAUACACUACAAGUCAAAAGUUUGGACACACCUUCUCAUUUUUUCUUUAUUUUCAUGAUGGUUUACAUUGUAGAUUAGUUUUGAUGAGUUUGGUGAGAAUCUACAAUGUAAAUAAUCAUGAAAAUAAAGAAAAAACUUUAAAUCAGAAGAUGUGUCCAAACUUUUGACUAGUAAUGUGCAUUGUACCAGUGCUAUAAAAGCACAACUUAGUCUUCCAGUAAUGUUCAUAUCAUAACACCAUGUGUCUAAUCGACCAUUUUGUUUGUUUAUUGUUUUACUGCAAGAUCUGACACAAAAAAUUGCAGUUUUACAUUUCUGUUAAAGUGCGUAGCUUGAAAUGCAGGUCAGUUGUGAGAAUGCUGCAGUAGUUUUCAUGUAAAAGAAACCUCAUAUAUGACAAUUUGUUUUCGGUUUGAGAGGAAUGGGCCGAUUCUUGUCAGCUGAAACUACUGCAAAUGCUGUAGGGGUGUUUAUUUUCGUUAAUAAGAGGUCAACAUUUCGUAACCAUGACAUUAAGGUCAAUAACACUAUGUCUUAUUUUUUGUUAUUUGCACAAACUUUUAAUUUAGCUAAUAUCACUUAGAUGUUUUCUUUGGUACAACUACAUUUUAUACAGUUUGAAGUAAAAGUAUUCUGUAAACAUUUGUAAAUUUUGUGCUGCUUCCUUUAAUAAAAAUGAUUGAAAGCA
Molecule: messenger RNA, 2266 nt
Organism: Acanthochromis polyacanthus (spiny chromis)
Lineage: Eukaryota; Metazoa; Chordata; Actinopteri; Pomacentridae
Gene: castor1
Product: cytosolic arginine sensor for mTORC1 subunit 1
Exons: 9
Coding region: 285-1283 (332 amino acids)
Biological process (GO): cellular response to L-arginine; negative regulation of TORC1 signaling
Cellular component (GO): cytosol
Molecular function (GO): arginine binding
Source: RefSeq, a predicted model, not a curated record